Cuscuta campestris is the source of this 1765-nucleotide messenger RNA. The record is from the annotation of a GenBank genome assembly. NCBI's taxonomy places the organism in Eukaryota, Viridiplantae, Streptophyta, Magnoliopsida, Solanales, Convolvulaceae.
CACAAGUGUUGGUGUAUUAACAAAAAAUUACACAGAUACAAAGUGUUUGUGCAUUAAUAAAAAUUAGUUUUAUACUAAUACAAAGUAUUAGUGCAAACUUGCAGAGUACAAAGUAGGGUACAAAAUAUGGGGUACACUUUCCUCCGCCCUGCAUUUCCACUCACAACAACCAACGACCACCAAUGAUCCGCCGGCGCCUCCUUUCCUCCGCCCUGCAUUUCCAGAACCGCCUCGCCGCCGCGCUCUUAAACCCUAACACCGAAACCCCGUUCAGAAUCUCCCCCAUUUUAGCCUCCCAUUUCUCCACCUCCUUCCUCGUAACCAAAACCCCCAAGAAAUUCCGCAAAAAACGGAAGAAGGAGAGCGCGAGAACCAAGCCGGUCCAGACCCCGCCCAACCUCUCGCCACACUUCGAGAACCUCCUCCUCCGGGACAACCGCCUCCGGUUUCUCACCAGAACCAAAGAGUUCCUCUCCAAACAGCCCGAGCGCAUCCUCCGCCUCGACGACGCCGGGAAACUCCACCAGCAGCUCGGCUUCCCCCGCGGCCGCAAGGUAGUCAAGUUCCUCCAGCGCCACCCUACCGUGUUCCAGAUCUAUCGCCACUCCGACAAUAAGCUCUGGAUCGGAUUCACGGAAUCCAUGGAGGAAUUGUUGGAAGAAGAGUCUAGAAUCAUGAACGACAUGGAAGAUGAGAGAGUCAAUGUGGUGAGGAAAUUGUUGAUGAUGUCCAAAGACAAGAGAAUUCCCCUGAGCAAGAUCUACCAUAACAGGCUCUUAUUCGGCAUACCAGAGGAUUUCCGAGAUCGGAUCUCAAAGUAUCCCAAAUACUUCAAGGUAGUGGUGGAGGCGGACGGGAAGCGAGUGGUGGAGCUCGUGACGUGGGACCCGCUGCUGGCCGUGAGCGAACUGCAGAAGGAAUACAUGGUGGACGAAGACAAGGCCAAGAAGGCAUUCAAGUUCAAGGUGAAGCACGGGAAGUCAUUGGAUCUGGAAGAAGAAGACGAGAGGAGGUUGAAUCUGUUGAACACUCUGCCUCUGGUUUCUCCUUAUUCGGAUGGUAGGAAGAAGGAUCUGUGGAGUCUGGACGCAGAGAAGUUCAGGGUGGGAGUGAUCCACGAGUUUCUGAGCUUGACACUGGAGAAGAGGGCUUACAUUCAUAACAUCGUGGAGUUCAAGGACGAGUUUUGCCUGACCAAGCACACAUACCAGAUGCUGAAGAAACAGGGGAGGAGUUUCUACCUGGGUGGCACGGAGAUGAACUGGUGCGUCUUCUUGAAGGAUGCGUACGGGGAAGACGGGAGCUUGAUCCGUAAGGAUCCUCAAGUUGUGUUCAAUGAGAAGUUGUAUGGGUUUGCAGAUGUAUCCAUGAAAGAAUUGCAGGCUGAGAAUGACAUGUGUGUUGUUAAUGCCUUGUGAGGUUCAAUGGCACCAGAGGGAGUAGAACCCAAACAGCACAAAAAAAAUGUGAGGCUAGGGAGCCUACUCUACAAGGUUUUGUACAAUCCUUAUGAGGGUUCUAUGAUGAACUAUUGUCAAAUGUUCCAUAAUCAAAGAAACCUGAAAACAGGCAGAGGUGACUAGAAUCAGAAAUGAGUAAAUUAUCCCUACCUUAAGAGAUCUACCAACAACAACAGGAUGAGCAAGAACAAAAACUCUAUCAAUGAGAGCAAUAACGGGCAGCCACGCAAUGUGUGUUGUCUCUAUAGACAUUAUUGUUGGUGAAGGUAAUCAGGUAGUAAUCAUGUAGGCUAACGUUUGAACAA